Acanthochromis polyacanthus (spiny chromis) is the source of this 3007-nucleotide messenger RNA. Its product is annotated as acidic leucine-rich nuclear phosphoprotein 32 family member E-like. The record is from RefSeq and is a predicted model, not a curated record. Gene Ontology annotation, cellular component: nucleus. Lineage: Eukaryota; Metazoa; Chordata; Actinopteri; Pomacentridae. Gene Ontology annotation, molecular function: histone binding; phosphatase inhibitor activity. Gene Ontology annotation, biological process: regulation of apoptotic process. Bases 140 to 910 code for a protein of 256 amino acids. The transcript is spliced from 7 exons.
GAGGCGUGGCCUAUGAGUGGAGGUCGGUCGCAGCGAACAUGGAGGUUUAGUUGUUGGCUGAUGUCUGCUUGAGCAGGAGGCCUCACUGAACGAGCCACUUUUCCUUUGUUAUACUUUGUUUUUUCCGCCUCCGUUCGACAUGGAGAUGAAGAAGAGGAUCAGCCUGGAGCUGAGGAACAGAAACCCCGCCGAGGUGGCAGAGCUGGUGGUGGAUAACUGUCGCUCAGGGGAUGGAGAGGUGGAGGGUCUGACAGAGGAGUACACGGAGCUGGAGAUCCUCAGCAUGGUCAACGUCGGCCUCAGCUCACUGGCCAAACUGCCAUCACUGCCCAAACUACGCAAGCUGGAGGUCAGUGAUAACACCAUCACCGGAGGUUUGGACACGCUGGCAGAGAAAUGUCCAAACCUGACGUACCUGAACCUGAGCGGAAACAAGAUCAAAGAGCUGAGCAGCAUCGAGGCGCUGCAAAACCUGAAGAACCUGAAGAGUUUGGACCUGUACAGCUGUGAGAUCACCUCGCUGGACGACUACAGGGAGAGCGUGUUCGAGCUGCUGCCUCAGCUCACCUACCUGGACGGAUACGACCAGGAGGACAACGAGGUGCCCGACUCUGAGGCCGACAAUGACGAUGACGAUGAAGGAGGUCCACAUGGAGACCUUGAUGAUGAUGAGGACGAUGAGGAGGAUGAGGACGACGAGGAAGGCUCCGACGGAGACGAGGACGAGGUCGGCCUGUCGUACCUGAUGAAGGAGGGAAUCCAGGAUGAAGAGGACGACGGUGACUACGUGGAGGAGGAGGAGGACGAUGAGGAGGAAGAGGAGGAUGGAGACGACGACGGAGCUGCUGUUCAAGGGGAGAAGAGGAAGAGAGAUGCCGAGGACGACGGUGAAGACGACGAUGACGAAUAGUUGGACGCCUUCACCUGCCGUUCCGCCUGACCCCGCCCACUGCCUGGCCCCGCCCCCUCCAGUGACCUCUGACCCCUGCGGGCCUCUGAGCUGCAGACUGACAGGAGGCUCAGCUGAGAUCAGGUUCAGGAUCACUCACCUGUGUUUACCUGCUCGUGGCUGAUGAUGCCAUCGUUACCUCGGUGAUGUCAUCGGCUCACAAGCAGGAAACCAAUCAAAAAGCCUGAUUGGUCUUUUAAAAGUUUGAACAGAAACACGCUGCAUUAAUCUAAAUGUAGAUUUUCAGCGCUGCCAUUUUCUCACUUUCAGGUAACAAAUGCAUCAUUUAGUAGUUUAUUGGUCUGAUGUUGAUCAAGGCUUGAAGAGGUGCAUUUUUCCCCGACAUGUCCAUUAACCUCACGGUUUACGUCUGUAAAAAUCAAACCUCAUUUGAAUUUAAUCUCAUCCUGAUUGAAGUGACUCCUGCUCUGCUCCAGAGACCCUACAACACUUUUACAAUUACUAAUUUGUUUUCAGAAUGACACGUCACAGUUCACACUUUUUACUGAUCCGUCCUAAGCCUCUAAACUCUCAUCAGUCAUUUUAACUCACUGUGGUUCAUUUUUCAAUCUAAAGUCCCGCAGUGGAAACAGAACAACGUGAAGAAGGAGAGAGAACUCAGAAAUGUCUUCUUUUAGUAGAAAAGAAAAAUAAACAUUUCUUUGAGUAAUUUCAUAAAACUGAAAAAUCCAGGAACCAUCAUGUUUCCUCAGAUGAUAAAACUCUAGGACUGAUAUGAUCUCCUCAUACUGUAGAUGUUAAAUUGUCUCCAUGUCUCCUCUCUGGACUUUUUCUGUCUCCUCUGCUCAUCACUCAUCAGCAGUAGAAAGAUGUUUCACCAUGCAGAAUGCUGCAUGUCUCUUCAAACAGCUUACUCCUCUGUUCACUGUUUCUGAGCCACACUGCUUUUAUUUCAUUGAUCCAGUUCACCUGAAACCUGUGGAUUUUUCAUUCUGUCAUGGAAAUUCAUUUGCAACCAGGAGUAAAGAAUUUCUUCUUUUUUCUUUUUUUUUUUUACAAAAUCUGACUAUAGCAAAGAUUUUAUUUUUGGAAAAAAUUUUAAAUGACACAUACAGAAUAAAGUGAUAUUAGUGAAAUAUCGUGAUUUUUACACUCAGAUUUGGUAUUUUUUCUGACAAAGCAGCGCAAUACAGAUGACUGCUUCAAGUUGGACUUUUUGAAAGUUGAUUCUUUCUGAUUUUUAUCACUGGUGAUGUUUUAGGAGUUUUUAAAAAAUCAGACCUGUUUCAAACCUGCCGGCAGGUUUUGAGGUUCAGACGUUUAAUUACUUAAUAGUUAAAUGUUUUGCUCACAAAUAGUGAAAACUGUUUUUGUUGCUGUGCUUAAAGAAAAACAUGUUUGAUUUAGUUAAACAGUAGAUUCUGUUAAAUGCAGCGAGUUUCUGUUUGAUCUUUCAGUUUAUUGAUCAUUGCUUGGAGCUGAUCAGGUUUCACUGUGAUCAAACUGAUUUCCAGAUGUUUGAUCAGGUUCUCCAGUGAAACCAGAUCAGCUUUUCCUGACUUCUUCUGUUUCUCCUGAUCCUGAACUCGGCUUCUGUUCAAACUUUCUUCUCUUCAGUCUGCUCUGACUGAAUACUACAUUACCCAUGAGUCUCAGCAGCUGUCACCAUGGAGACACUUCCAUUCAACGCUGUGACAUCAGAACUAUCGCAGCUGCUGAUUGGUUCAAAAGUUAAUCCAGUUAAUCUCUGAUUUGAUGUUUCUCAAAGCAGAUGCAUUCUGGGACUCAUCGUCGACUCAGGUGUGUUUGAACUGUUAAUGCAUUAACCCCGCCUCCUCUCACCUGGCACCUGUCCGUCUGCAGCUCAGUGACCUUCCAGCUCCUCCCUGUGGGUCUCGGGUCCUUGUAAAUAGAAGUGAACUGGUCUGUGUAGGUUUUGUGGUGUCGUCUCUUUGACCCUGACUUGUCGUGUUGAGUUUGGAAACGUGAAGUCGGAGUCGACUCUACUCGUCUCUGACUUAAUUUUAUUUUUUUAUUCCUGUCUGCUGAUCGUGUUGCUGUAACCGCCGUGUUUUCGAAUAAAACAACUGAAUUCUC